Danaus chrysippus (African queen) is the source of this 444-nucleotide messenger RNA. NCBI's taxonomy places the organism in Eukaryota, Metazoa, Arthropoda, Insecta, Lepidoptera, Nymphalidae. The record is from the annotation of a GenBank genome assembly.
AUGGCGGCCGUGGCAGACGUUUGUGCCGGCCUGGCGCAGCACAAAGCCACUUUAUUACGAGAACUAUGUGAUACAAAUGUUUUAGAUGUACUCGUUAAGAAGGGUAUAUUCAGUUUAAAUGACCUAGAAGCAGUUACCAGUGCUUUGGAUAGUGAUAAGUGUAAUUUCUUUAUAGAAGUUGUUAGUAAACAAAGCGGUGUUAAGUUGCGUGAUCUAUGCGCUAUACUUUACAACGAAUGCCCGAAACUAGCGAAGGAGCUUAUGAAUGAUAAGCCGAGACAUAUCAAUGGAUACAGCAGCCCGAAGGAAAAUAUGAUUUUAAAUCUGCAUCUUAACAGAACUAACCUCCUGAAAGCCCCUAUAAGUCAUAUAUAUAAAUAUAACUUCUGUCAUGGAUUCUUUGGCAGGCGUCCGAAACACAUCCCAGUCGACGCUAGACUGUGA